AUGCUGUGUUCUUUGCUCCUUUGUGAAUGUCUGUUGCUAAUGGCUGGCUGUGCUCAGGAUGAUGACUGGAUUGACCCCACAGACAUGCUCAACUAUGAUGCCGCUUCCGGAACGAUGAGAAAAUCUCCUCAGGUGAACUAUGGUGUAUCAGAGAGAAAGGAUGUUGACCCUCACUUACUAUAUGCUGAUGAAAUGUCGGAAUGUUACCGCAGACUUGAUUCUUUAACUCAUAAGAUUGAUGAAUGUGAAAAAAAAAAGAAGGAAGAAUAUGAAAGUCAGAGCAAUCCUGUUUUCAGGAGAUACUUAAAUAAGAUUUUAAUUGAAGCCAGAAAGCUUGGACUUCCUGAUGAGAACAAUGGUGAUAAGCAUUAUGAUGCCGAAAUUAUCCUGAAAAGACAGACCUUGUUAGAAAUAGAGAAGUUUCUCAAUGGAGAGGACUGGAAAUCUGGAGCCUUGGACGAUGCACUGAGUGAUAUUUUAAUUAAUCUUAAGUUUCAUGAUUUUGAAACAUGGAAGUGGCGAUUUGAAGAUUACUUUGGAGUGGAUCCAUAUAAUGUGUUCAUGGUGCUUCUGUGUCUGCUCUGCAUUGUGGUGUUAGUGGCUACCGAGCUGUGGACAUAUGUUCGUUGGUACACCCAGUUGAGACGUGUUUUAUUCGUCAGUUUCCUCGUCAGUUUGGGAUGGAACUGGAUAUAUUUAUACAAGCUAGCGUUUGCACAGCAUCAGGCCGAAGUUGCCAAGAUGGAACCAUUAAACAAUGUGUGUGCUGAGAAGAUGGACUGGACUGCAAGUAUCUGGGAAUGGUUUAGGAGUACAUGGACCGUUCAAGAUGACUCAUGCCAAAAAUACUAUGAGCUCGUAGUAGUCAACCCUAUUUGGUUGGUUCCCCCAACAAAGGCCUUGGCAGUUACUCUCACCAACUUUGUGACGGAGCCGCUGAAGCACAUUGGGAAAGGAAGCGGUGAAUUUAUUAGAGCGCUCAUGAAGGAGGUCCCGGUGUUGCUGCACAUUCCAUUGCUGAUCAUCAUGGCACUGGCCGUCCUGAGCUUCUGCUACGGUGCUGGAAAAUCAGUUGGUGUGCUGAGACAUGUGGGUGGUCCUGAGAGAGACGCUCCCCGGGCACUGCCCCCAGGGGAGAGAAGACAUCGGCAGGAAAUUGAUUAUAGACCCCGUGGGGGAGCAGGUGAUGCAGAUUUCUAUUACAGGGGCCAGAUCGGGCCGGGCGAGCAAGGCCCUUACCAGAAGGCAGAUGAGGGUGGAAGAGAUGCUGUGAGGCAGAGAAAUGUUCCCUUGAGGUUUCAGCCUGGCAACGAGAGCCCCGAAGUGCUCCGGGCGUUUGAGUUCCCAGAGGCAGAGGCACGGGAGCGUCCCAAGGUGGUGCCCAGUCAUAAGACACCCAUUUUGGAUACAAAGCCAAAGACUGGUGAGAUCCCAGGAGAAAGCACUCUGAAAGAAAGCAGUACUAAAAGCAGCCAUUUGGCUAAGCCUGUCUCUGGCCCAGACCCGUCAGGAAGUGUGGAAGGUUGUCCUGCAGUGGAGAAGGCCCAGGACAGGACUGAAGCCAGAGGCAGCCCCAAGGAAGACAGCACAAACAGUCCAGUGGGAACUGCAGCCGCAACAUGUGGGAAGGACGCUGACGGUGGCCUGUGUGGCUAG
Messenger RNA from Orycteropus afer afer, 1656 nucleotides. RefSeq names its product chloride channel CLIC like 1 (gene CLCC1). Lineage: Eukaryota; Metazoa; Chordata; Mammalia; Tubulidentata; Orycteropodidae. The record is from RefSeq and is a predicted model, not a curated record. Gene Ontology annotation, cellular component: membrane; endoplasmic reticulum. Gene Ontology annotation, molecular function: chloride channel activity.